Amborella trichopoda is the source of this 3255-nucleotide messenger RNA. The record is from RefSeq and is a predicted model, not a curated record. Lineage: Eukaryota; Viridiplantae; Streptophyta; Magnoliopsida; Amborellales; Amborellaceae.
AUGGACAAAGGAAUUGUGACUGGCUUGAUCAAUAACCGCCGAUAUCUGAUCAGGGCUUGGUUCUUGCAUGCAAACUAUGAUUCCAUCUUCAAGUUGCCUAAGUUCGACCUGUACUUCGGAGUGGACUUCUGGUAUAAUGUGAGAUUUAAGAGUUUCUAUGAUCUAGUAUGGACUGAGAUUAUCAGCUUGAGUAAGGCGAAUUCUAUGGCUAUAUGUCUAGUGAAUAUAGGCCUUGGGACACGUUUCAUAUCUGCAUUAGAGCUUCGGAUAUUGCCUGACAACAUGUAUACUAUAGUCAAUAGUUCGUCGUCUUUGACAACUUACUGGAGACUUGACGUAGGGAGCCUUUCGCCUAUAAACCUUAGGUACAAAUCAGACCCUUACGAUCGAAUAUGGGUGCCAUCUACCUUCAAUGGCUUGAUCAAUCUUAAUACUUCAGCUGCCAUAAGCAUAAAGUCUGACGACAACUACCAUCCGCCUAUUCAAGUCAUGCAAACCGCUGCACAGCCCAUGCACAAAACUGACAACAUAAGCCUCCAUUGGGGGUCCCCGUCAUGGAACCCAAACUCUCCCUUCUACUUCUAUUUCUUCUUUGCCAAAUAUUUCUCAGUUACUGCACUAUUGGAUAUUAAAGAUAAACUUGGACUGAAGAAUAGGAGUUGGGUUGGGGAUCCUUGUCUUCCCCAAGGCUACCCAUGGGAAGCCUUGACCUGCAAUGAGAUGCCAGACUCAAGAAUUAUAUCAUUGAGUUUAUCAAGAAAUAAUCUAAGUGGGCAGGUUCCAAGGGCACUGCUAGAUAAAAAUGCCAGCAGAACACUUCUACUAAGUAGCAAUGAAAAUCCCAACAUUCUAACCCCCAACUCACAAUCUCCAACCAGUCAAAAGAAGACUGUGGUUAUUGCGGUUGCAUCUACUGGUGCUCAUUCUGCCAGGGCAAAUCGGCAAUUAGCCAGUUCAACAUGUCAAAUGAUGAUUUUUAGUCAAGUGCUGCUUGUGUACAAGUUUCCUUUGGGAAAGCGGCCAGCAUGAUUGUGAAAAGAUGUUUUGCCACUACAAUAUAGGGAUUUGAAAUGGAAAAAAGGAGAAUUAUCAGAACCAGAUGAAGCUCGAGCAUUUUCACAUGCAGAGAUCAUAAAUAUCAUCAAUAACUUUGAAAAGGUCAUCGGUAAAGUAGGCUUUGGGACUAUUUACUAUGGACAUCUAGAAAAUGGAUACGAAGACACUCUCCCAAGAAUCAAGGCAGGGAUCAAGGGGAUUCUCCGCUGUCAAACUGCUGAUGAGGGUUCAUCACAAGUACUUAGUCUCUUUGAUAGUGAGGAAGGCAAGGAAAAAAUUCUCAUCUAUGAGUACAUGUCUGAAGGAAAUCUGAAAGAGAUGCCGUCAGAAUGCGGAAGUAUGCAAUUUGAUACAGACAAGAGUAGCAAACCCAGAGUCUUAAAUUGGGCACGUCGUCUUCAAAUAGCCCUUAGUGCUGCACAAGGUAUGCAUGUAAACAUGCCUAGCUUCCUUCUAUAUUCCUUUUCUAAAUUUAUCACCACAUAUUUUGGGUUAGUUGUAGGAUUGGAGUAUCUUCAUAAUGGAAGCAAGCCACCAAUCAUUCAUAGCGAUGUCAACACUUCCAACAUCCUCUUAAAUGAAAAGAUGGAAGCAUGUCUAGAUUUGGGCCAACUGAAGGAGAUGGUCAUAUAUCAACUGCAGCUGUUGGGUAUAUUAAGUAAAAGCAUAACUGACUCCACCAACUGGAGGUAUCACACUCAGUACACACUCAAUGAGAAGAGUGAUGUUUACGGCUUUGGCAUUGUUCUCUUAGAGCUCAUCACAGGGCAGCCAGCAAUAAUUAUUAAUGAAAGAAAAAUUCACAUUGUACAAUAUAUAGUUUCCGAGCUUGCUAAUGGGGCCAUCGUUAGGGUGGUUGAUCCAAGAUUGCAAGGAGAGUACGACAUUGAUUUGAUGUGGAAAGCAGCAAAGACAGCACUGGCAUGUACACCAGACACUGCCAAACAAAGACCCAACAUGAGCACUGUUAUCAGUGAACUGAGGAUUUGUAUAGAGCUGGAAUGGUCUCGUUUGAGAGGUUCAAGAAAGGAAUUCAAAUUAUCAAGCACUCCCACUGAUUCAAGUAAUAAGGAAAUAGAACAAGCAUAUGAUCCUUUACCAAGGUAGUUGAUCCAGCCAGUUUCUAAACAACCUCCACUAUAAACUAGCAAAAUAUGUUGGAGCCUAAUUCAAGGAAACAAUGUGCUUUCUGGUCAGCAUUGUCUUUCUAUGUUAACUAGUUACAAGACACUGGCUUUCGAAUUAUGAGGCUAUAAGAGCAAUAUGUUGAUCUCUAGAUCAAUAGGCUACAAGAUAAGAUUCAUGGCACAUUUGGUAAGAGAAACACUCAUUUAGGUUCUCAUGUUAUUUUUAAAACACUGGUUACAAUCGAUGAUUACCAAAAAAAAAGAAGUUGAUUAUAAAAACUCAUAAGACUGAAAAAAAAGGAUUAUAACAUUGCGGAUCAACUAGUACAUCUGGUGCUAUUAGCAUGAGAAUCUGACGUCAUUAAUAAAGGCUACAAUGGUUAAAAACAAUACAUGAAAGCCCAAACAUAGGAAAGAUUGUUCAUUUUCAUCAGCAUUUGUGGAUAACAUUGACAAACAAUUUGGUUGUUGCUUCUAGGAAUCACGCUUCGUCUUAAUUGGUUAAGUUUUUUACAAUUGUAGCAUCACAUUCCAAGGUCGAAUACUAAAGCUAUAACCACCGAAAAGAGAAAAUGGAAAACAUUCUUGAUACUUUACUGAACUUAGUCAAAUUCCUCCACCCAUUAAUUGAGUCAUAAGAACAAAUUUUGCAGCAAAUCCACUUUUAACUUGAAUCAAAGAAAGCACUCUAAGCAAUGAAUGGAUACAAGUUUCCAAAUAUGCAGAUAAAUAACCAAAGGAAUAGCAAAAACAAUUUGUGAGGCCAGCAAACACUCACAAUCACACCCUUAGAAAUUUCUUGAUUGGUGGUUCCCAUUGAUCAUGGCCUCCACUAUUGAAACAUUACAAUAAGAACGUUAUUGCUAGCCCAUGCCUCAAAAAUCUUAUAAAAAUCGCGGGGCAAGCACGGUCUUAGGGUUUAAUAAUCCCUCACAGGAACUUGGAUGUUAGAUCUCAUCGGUACCGUGUGCUGAACCGGCUAAAUAAUAAUAGGAAAAUUGUUUCAUGCGGGCUGGACCGCAUUUCUACAUACGAGGUCAAGAAAGUGUAGAGCAUCCACCUUAAAGAUGGA